Messenger RNA from Phoenix dactylifera (date palm), 2087 nucleotides. Lineage: Eukaryota; Viridiplantae; Streptophyta; Magnoliopsida; Arecales; Arecaceae. The record is from RefSeq and is a predicted model, not a curated record.
AAGAGAGAGAGGUAUUGGGUUCUGAGGGGUCUCCCUCUCCCCUCCCGUCUUUCCACUCGGCGAAAGAUUAAAGCGCAAAGAAUCAAAUAACGCCCUCCCCGGAGUCCACAAACGCCUGACCUGUGGUUCGUAUUCCCCUCCUUCCCACCUCUGUUGUCGCUAAACCAACCAGGAGAAGCCAUCAAACGAACGAAGAAGAAUGCGACGACGAGAGAAAGAUCCCUCAGAGACACGGCAAGUAAUCGCAACCCCCCACCCCUCCCCGGUUCUUCUAAAAUAAAAGUCGAAAAGAGUGGAAGAUAGAGAAGAGAGAGCCAGGGGGAGAUGGCAGAGAGCAGAGACCCGGCGAUCAAGCUCUUCGGCAAGACGAUUCCUUUCCCGGCCAGCGACGACGACAGACAAAAAGAGGAGGAGGAUAAGGGUAGUUCAGAUAAAGCAGCUAUCCAUGAAACCAAGGACAAAGUUCAUGGCUCUCGAGAUUUAGAAACAAAAAGCAGGCCAUCAAUAUCCUCCUCAGCAAACGAGACCUUGAGAACCUCUGCUGAUCAAGAGGGUGCACCUAUGAAGAAUUUAGAGCCUGAAGAACAAAAGAAUAAAACAGGUGGCUCUCAAGAGAAAAUGAUAAAGAAGCCUGAUAAGAUACUUCCUUGUCCUCGGUGCGGCAGCUUAGAUACCAAGUUCUGUUACUACAACAACUACAAUGCCAACCAGCCACGCCAUUUCUGCAAGCACUGUCAGAGAUACUGGACUGCCGGGGGCACAAUUAGGAAUGUGCCUGUUGGAGCUGGUCGCCGCAAGAAUAAGAACUCAGCAUCCCAAUUUUGUCACAAUUCUGUCUCCAAUGCCACCUUCCAGACAGUCAGACCUGAAGUUCCCGACCCACUUCAUCAUCCUCCAAUAGAACCGAAUGGUACUGUUCUUAGUUUCGGCUCCGAUGCCCCUCUCCGUGAAUCUAUGGCCUCUGUGUUCAAUCUUGCCAAGAAGACAAUGAAGAAUUGCAAUCGAAAUGGAUUCCAUCGACCAGAAGAGCAGGUGACUCCAUUACCUGCUGUAGAAAAUGGCGAUGAUCAGUCAAGUGGAUCUUCAGUGACAGCUUCGAAUUCUACUGGUGAUGGAAUUGGUGCUAAUCAGAAAGAGACAGUCAUUCAAAACUGUCAAGGAUUUCCAGCUCCAAUCCCAUACAUUAAUGGAUCAUCACCUUGGCGGUAUCCCUGGAGCCCAUUUCCUGCUUUCUGCCCCUCAAACUAUCCUCUCUCAUUUUACCCUGCACCGGCUUAUUGGGGUUGCGCAAUCCCUGGCACUUGGGGCUUCCCAUGGAUCUCGCCUCCAGCUUCUUCAAGCAAUGGUUCCUCAGGAGCUAAAUCCAGUUCUCCAACAUUAGGCAAGCGUCCAAGGGAAGGAGAAGUGCUCGAUCAUACCAAUUCAGAGAAAGGAGAUAGUCCUAAGCAGAGCAACCAGGAGAGGUGUCUCUGGAUGCCUAAAACAUUGAGGAUCCAUGGCCCCGAAGAAGCUGCAAAGAACUCUAUAUGGGCAGCCAUGAGUUUCAGAUACGACAGUGCUGAUGGAAUUAGUGGUGGAGGGCUAUUCAAAGCCUUCCAGAAAAAGGAAGGGUCAAAGAAUCACACUGCAGAAACCUCCCAACUCUUGUAUGCCAAUCCUGCAGCUUUGUCACGAUCCCUCGACUUCCAAGAGAGCUCGUAGUGGAGCUGAAGGCCGUUGUAAGAUCUUUCUUACAUAUAGCAAGUGAAGUUUAACUGAUUAGGUAAGUUGACAAUCCUGAGAUUUUCCGACAUCGUAGUGCGGUCACUCCAUGAACUUGAGGAAGACAGUGAGAGUAUCUCUGGUUUUCCCAUCAGAAGCCAUCUAGGUGGUAGCUCAAGUGACUUUCAGUCCUUCCUCGAUGUAACAGUAGAAUUCCCCUUUAAUUUCACAUAGCUUAUGUCUUGGCUGAAUUUACCUACAUGUAUGUAUAUCAAAUGAUUGAGAAGAAAAGAGUGAUGCAAGGAAGAAAUGGAUACUUGCCGUUGUACUGUAAAUAAUUUCACGAACUUACGGUCGUGCCUUUUUUUUCCCUGCUUUACAUCUAA